AUGUCGUCCAAUCCGCCUGCAGGACCUUCGGGGUAAGCGAGUUUCAAGCAGUUUUUAGGAAGUGUGCGUUAUGUGGCUGAAGUUUCUAGUGCAAAGCUAUAUCUAUAAAGUCUCAAUAUCUCUUCUAGUUUGUUGAAACUUCCAAAAUUUAGGGGUUUGUUUAACUUGUCUUGAGCAGUGUAUGCGUAAAACAAGAACCAUAUCUCUAGAAGUGAACAAAUUUUUUGAAAGAUAAAACUGCUUUCCAAAUGUAGAAACGUUCAAUUUUAGUGAUCCUGACGUCUCGCUGAAAUUGGUGUACGAGCCGAGUACAACCGGCGCCACGAGUUCUUCUACCAACCUGUCAGCAUUCGCGAGUCGAUAUGCAAAUCAACGGUCGUCCGGAGUUAUGCGCUCCCGUUUGAUCCGCCAUCAAAGUGAAGAUGACGCUCUAUGGGUAACCGACCACAGGGCGGAUGAGCUUCUGACAAAAUUCUUCGCAAGCCAAGGGAUUCCGUAUACGUGCGUCUACAAUCGGGCCUUCAAAGAUUUCAUGGCGUACGUGAAUCCAACGUGCAAGCUCCCCCCAGUCCAUGUUCUGGAAACCAAUGCCGAACGCAUUGGUAACCCUUCCAAACCGACAGUGAACUAUCAGAAGACGAUUGGCCCAAUGAGUGUUACGGUGGACAUGUGCGGAGAUGAUGAUAACCGAUGCCUCGCUUUCUCUGUUCACUUUCACGAAAAUGCGAUAGAACGAAAGAACGUCGUUUACCUGAGAAAGAUGGUGUUGAGCGAGUAAGUGAAAUAAAAUGUUUGAGUUUUAUAAUAUACUUUUACAGACUGGACGGCGAUAGUCUGAUGACCAUUAUCCGGCGAGCAGUCAACAACUACGCCUACGUCAACGUUAAAUUUAAUAAUUUGGUUACCACCGACGAAAAGAUGAAUGCUGUUCUGGAACAAGCUAAUGUUGUGAAAAGAUCGUACGUGUGUUUCUACACUUACAUGACCACCUUUGCCCGCCUUCUAAUGGAAAUCCCUGAGUUUUCAUCGGGUCUGGAUGAUCUUAGGACUUAUGUCCGGUUCAUCAAGAACCACGCGGACUUGUUCAAUAAGUUCAGAAGGUGAGUGAACCGCAUUUCGUUGUGAAACCCAUUCAAUGAAGUUUUUUUCAGAAUUCAAUUGUCGAAGAACGCUGAUCUCAACCUGCCACCUCUCGAUCAUCCAUCCUCAUGGGAAACGACUCAAACAUUCCUCACAAAGUGUCUUAUUUUGGUAAGUUUUACAGCGACACUAUCUUGAGACCGAAACUAAAAUUCGUUGUUUUUUCAGCACGAGACGUUUACCGAUUUUGGAGAUCGUUGGCAAACCGCUCCGUACAUUUCCCACGAAAAAUUUGUCAAACUUGUGUUCCUGCAACGCAUUCUGGCUCAAUGCGUGAAGUACUCGAGGGAGACGAGCUCCCAACAUAGUUCCGUUUCCCAAGUAAUCCCGUCAAUCAUGGCGAUGCGGAACUAUAUCACAACCAACUCGAUGGAUUUUCCGUUCGAGAAGGGAAUUCGCGACGCAUUCUCGAAGGCUUUCACACCGAUCACUUCCGGUCCUAUGUCCAAACGCUAUGACAUCGCGGCGCUUCUGGAUCCGCAUUAUGGCCACCGUGAAAAUAUCUACACGCAUCAAAUUUGGACGACAAUCGAGAAGAAACUUGCCGAUGAGUUUAUCAAUUCGGAGGGAAGCAGUGAGCGCAACUUCAAGACGGAUAUCACGACAAUCAGCAAAGAGGAGCGGCUCAAAACGAUUUUUGCUGAAAUCAAGUAUUAUCGUCACAUUUGCAAGACCGAAAGGCCCGAUACUGAAGAGAAUCCGUUUCAAUGGUGGUGUCGGCGGUCCAACAACAUGGAAUUCUUGAGCGUGCUUGCCAGAGAAUAUAUUGCCUGCCCGGCAGUCACGACGGACGCACUCUAUUACUUUUCAACUUCCGGAAAGUUCACUCAUGUCAUCAGCCAGUUCUCUCAGCAAGAUAUCGAGUCGUAUUUGAACGUGGCCGGCCUUCAACAAAAGUUUCGCGGACGUGGCGCCGGAGAGGAUACCAUUCCGCAACAUCUAAUGGAGCAGCUGAACAGCGCCGCAUUUCGUCGCAUCAAGGAAUUCAAGCUGGGAAUGUACUCUGGCGGAAGUGCGGUGCAGAUAGAUAAACCGACGCUGGACCUUGGCCAACCAUCACUAGUCAAACCCACGAACGAGACCAAGGAAAAAGAGGUUGCGGGGCCGGCAGUGCCUCCUCCGAAAGUUCCGGCUCCUGUGCAACGCAUUCAAGGACUAUUACUUCCUGUGAAAAGAGCAGUCACUCAAGUCCAGCCUCGUCUGAAGCAGCUUCCGAAGCUCCCUCUUCAAAGUGUCCCUGAUCCAACCACCUCGUCAAAAGUGCUAUCACCAAAGAAAGAGCCGGUGACAGCUCCUGAAGAACCAGCACUGGUAACAGCUCCAGCUCAAACGCCAGAGCCAACGCCAGCAACAGUGCAACCAAAGCCGACAUGGAAAGAGAAGAAAGCAACGGAUAUGCAUAUCCCGCAGGAUGAUGUUAUCGGAAAAGUAGCGGAACCGGCGGAGAAGGUCAAGGAGGAGCCCGUUGAAGACUCCGGAUAUGGUUUGAACUACAACAACAUGGGAUCAUCGGGAUCAACUGGAAAGUCUGCUGUACCUUCCAUUGUCACGGUUAAUACUUCUCGACCAGUGGCCAACAAUCCGGCAAUUCGAUACGUCUCUCGAACUGUUCAGCCAACUACGCCAGCGGCACCGAAACCGGCAAUUCCACUAUCUCAGCAGCUGCCUCAGGCGAGACCACAGCCGAAACUCGUUGAACCCGCUUCGACUAGUUCAAGACUACCGAGCUCAAGACUAUCGAGUUUAAGACCAAUAGCCCCAGGAGUGCCGACAAAUCGAGUCAACCUGCUCAAAUAUUCUACCGAGCAGCAGCAAGUUCAACAGCGUAUUGUGGAAAACUAUGUGACGCCGGGAAAACUUGCCGGUCUGAGAAUGAAUCUACAAUUGCCGACACCGUCAUCGCAGUCAAAAACUCUUCAAGAAACGACCGAGAAGAAGCCGGAAAGUUUGCUGCCAGCUGUUCAGCAUUGCGUUUUGCGAGCCGAUGAUGAAUCGAUCAAAUUGGAACCAAUGGACGAAGGAUACAAUGUGAUAGUCAAUGAGGCUGAUGUGGCAGGACCUUCACACAAAACGGUUUCGACGCCCCACUUUGGAGACCGUAGAAAGCCGUGCAACCGUCGAUGUGUUGUUUGCAACAGCAUGGAGGAGCAUGAAAACCUGAAGAAUGUCACCAUCAACACGGAAAAGCUCAUGAUACUGUUGGGUGCAGUGUAUCGCGAAGAACUCAAUAUUCCGGAGGCUCGUGAAUGUAUGAAGCGUACCACAAAAACGUACAUGUGUCGAGUCCACUUUGCCGAGGCAUGCGACGAAAUCUUCCGUAAUCUCGAGGUCAGCGAGCCGGCUGAAAUUGCUCUGUGCAAUAAGGACCUUAUCACCAAUGCUCUUAUUGUGGCGACGCAGAUUCGAGAACAGAAUCUGAACACUUCUCAGCUAAAGCAAUUGCUCAUUGUGUUCACGGAGAAGUAUUGGGAAGAGCCCAAUGUAAGUGUUGUAAAUUGGUAGAAAUAAAAUGAAAUAAAAAUUUUCAGGGCGUAAAUGUUGAUCGACAAGCCGCCCGCAAAAAAGCCACCCCCGGUAAACGUGCAGAUCACCGAAUCACUCCGAAAAACCACCGUGAGCCACGCAAACAGGUUCUCGAGAGAGACCAGCACGAUUCGACGGUCAAGCUGGUUGAAAAGGAGGAUUUCAAGCUGCCAACUGCUCAAUUUGACGGCAACGUCCACCUGGAUCAACCCGAAGUAUGCUGCUUCUGCUUGAUUCGCGACGAACGUACUGGAAUGGUAAAAAUUCCAAAAAGUGAGGAAAGGCUGUCUAUGUGGCUCGACAAGCUCGGCUUCAGUUUUGCCACAAGAUUGAAGGCGGAUAGUGACAACUUUAUCUGCCGUACCCAUUUUGCGGAGUCGGCGUUCAGCACACGCGGACGUCUUCUCAAGGGAAUGCUCCCGAUUACGGAAGUGGAGAAAGUUGAAGUCACCUACCGAAUUCAUGGCAACAAGUUUUUGAAGCUUAAAGAAGCGAAACAUGGUACGCAGAAAAAUGCGAGCAUUGAUCUGACAAAAACAAGAGCUCGCCGGAAGCGACGCUUCGACGAGGACUUUGAUUACGAAGAUGAGAAGUCGCCGCAUCCGAGCAGUGAUUCCGACAAUGACGAUGAUUUUGAUCACAAGCCGGGACCGUCGGGGUCUGCCAAAGUAAAACAUCGGCACCAGUGUUGAGCGGAAUUCCGUAAAAAAUCAUUUUCACCCGCGCGCCCAACCGUCAUCAAUAUUGUCUUCUAGGACGGUGAACAUAAUGCUAACCAAUUGAGUCUAGUUUUUCUUACUUUAUUCUGCACUUUGAAUUUGUUCACCAUCACAUUGCAUGAAUCGUCGCUUUUUCCCAAUCAAUUGGUUUUAUGGGUAUCACAAGCUUGUCCUUCAUGAUACUCAUUUUUACAAUAUCGCCAGUUGAUCAUUGUUUUGCGCUUAUUUGAAUAUGAGACCCAAUAAAUUUAUUGAGAGUGCUAAUGUUGUAUUUUCGUCUGUUUGGUUGAUACCAAUGCAUAUCUGAUUAUUGAAGUUGACUUCGGGUCUAGUAGUCCAAAUAUUUGCUCGGCAAACCACUGAAAACUUUUGCGCAAAGUUUAGGCAAUUUUGCUGGCAAGUUGCGUAAAAGUUACAGAGGUUUGCCAAGUUGGCAACUUCCGGCAAGCUAUACUGAAAAAUUUUGCAGAAUGGAGGACGGUCCGGUAAUCGACAAAAUGAAAUUGUAUUCGAACAAAUGGAGGCAAAUGUCGUUCCAAGAGACGUCAAACGUGCUCAUUGGAAAGUUUUUCAAAGAGACGGGUAUCCCGAACUCUGCGUCGCAGCUCAACUGUUUUCACGAAUUAAUUCGCCAUCUAAAUCCUUGUGUUCAAAUCCCAAACCUCGAUGAGAUGGAGAAAACAAAGAAACCCAGGAAGUAUAGAGAUCUGGAAAGGAAACACGUUGCCGACCGUACAACUUUACAAUCAAAAGCCUCCGCUCCGAGUUCAAGCAAAUCUCCACCCCCAACCGUCAGGUUUGAUCCUCCGUGUGUUCUUUGUGGAAUCCCGUGCCCCACAAACAAGGGCGUAAUCAUGAACGUUAACGAAACAGUGAAAAUUCUGAUGGCGGCGGUGGUUUACGGCGAUAUUACUAUGGAGUACGCCUGCAAGACGAUCAUCAAGCAUCCGCUGAGAAUGUGUAUGACACAUGUGACUCACGUGGUACGUUUUGUAUUUUAUUUCAGCCGAAAAACAGUUUUCCUCUCGUUUUUUCAGUACGAAAUGAUGUGCACAGCAAUCGGAGCCCGAACCGCGGAAGAGGUCGAUGAAUCGCCGUACGAGAAGCUGCAGCCGAGUAUGGACAUUUAUAAGCACCUCAAGGUUAGAUCUCAAUUCUAUCCAAUCUCAUCAUAACACUUUUUUCCUCAGGGAAUUCGUGACACGCUGGACGGGAAAUCUGUGCCAAAAACGCCGAUUGGGUCAUACAAAAUGUCGCUGAAAUCGUUCUAUCGCGCAUUUACACCGAAACAUCUUGAGGCUAAGAUACAGAAGACGUCUAAGAUUGUAGCUCUUUUGGAAAAGGUUAGUCAGAUUAUAUUUUAUUCGAAACAAGUGCUAUUGUCUUGAAAAGUAUCCCGACUCAACUCGGGUUUUCAAAAUCAAAACAUAUGUGAUCGUCUCGAGACCUGCCGCGAUUUAGUGAUAUUGUGUCCUUAAAUUGAACCACAGUAUACGUAAAUUAAUUCACAUUACUUGCAGGUACCGCCGUCGAAAAGUCUGAAAGACUUUCUCAACGAAGAGAACGUGAGCAUCACCUCAGACGAAGAGCAAGAACUCCUGGACGCCAUCAAAAUUGGCAUUCCUAAUCGACUGAAAAAGCAGAAAGCUGAUUUGCUUUACGAAAGUAUUGUCAGACGAAGGAAUGAGGAGCGGAAUCGUCGUUACGACAUGUAUCCGCCGGAAUUCCGCAACAUGAUGGCACCAAUUGACACCGUGUUCGAGGAGAACAACGUCAGCAGCCGGACGGAAAUGAUGCGAAUUAGAAAGAUGAAGAAAGAUAAUCCGGAGGCAGGAUCGUCACAGGCCAGAGUUCGAGCUCAUCCGACGAAUUUCGCAAAUUUGGCGCGCAAAUUGAUUUACAAAACACAUUUGGGUGAACCAAUCUCGUUGGAACCAACAGUCUCAUCAACCUUCACGCAACAAGUUGAUUCGACGAGAGUCGUGCGUACUGUGCCAAAGCCAGUUCCUAGGCCUUCUCCAGGAAAACCUGCGCCGCCGUAUUUUUCUCGAACGGUUAGGAAGGCACUGGCGAAACCACAGCCACCGCGAAUCGCAUCGUUUGUUGAGAAAGUGCCGAAGGAGGUUCCAGACCAACCACCGAUCGUUGAGAAGAAGCCGGAUGCGCAGCUCGGACUGUUACAACCAAAGGAAGAAGUUGAGGAUAUGGAAGAAGAGAGGACCGCUCCAGUUAAUGGCUGUUGGACGGAAGACAAGCCAGCGGAACUUGGCCUACACUAA
This is a messenger RNA of Caenorhabditis sp. 36 PRJEB53466, 6661 nucleotides long. The record is from the annotation of a GenBank genome assembly. Lineage: Eukaryota; Metazoa; Nematoda; Chromadorea; Rhabditida; Rhabditidae.